AAAUCAAAGAAUCAAAAUAAUAAAUCAGAUCAAUAUUAGCGCGAGCAAGCAUUUGGUUGCUUUUUCAUUGCUCUUUACCGCUUUUUGUUGUUCGGUGUUCUGAUGAGUGCGAAUUACGGGAGUCUUAUAAUUGCUUCAUCUACGGGCCGCAAUCUUUUUUUGUACGGACUGCUUGCAUUGAGUGUGUUUUGCACAUUUUCUUGGCUUUAUUCCAAGUCUCGGAACUCCACUCUGCUUUCAUUUCUACGGCGCUAGAUCGCGUCCUGGUGUUUAUGCCAAGUCGGAUUUGAUAAAUCUACAGCACCAUGGAAAAAGAUGGGGAAAUGACAGCCCGGGAGGCUUUUCAGAACGGGGUCUACUUGGUUUGCUUCAGCAUUACGGUUUCUUUUUGGGCUUUGGAUACAAUUUACGAAAUGGAUAAAAUGGAAGAUUACCUGGACACAAGGCAUUUGCUUACGGAUCGAGUAUUGUUGGUAUUACAUCUCGGACAAGAUUGGAAAUCAGAGCGUGCUUCUGGCUUUUGCUUCUUUCUUCUUUUUUCCUUUUGACGAAGACAUGAGAAACGCUGCACAGCCCUGGGGGCGCAACGCAGGCCAAAAAAAAGAGAAAAUUUAUUUUACAGGGUCGCUAGCGGUCCUCCCUGACUUUGAGCUCCGCGUCAGGGUCGAGGUUAAUGAGACAAUUUUGCACCUCAC
Molecule: messenger RNA, 695 nt
Organism: Trichoderma virens Gv29-8
Lineage: Eukaryota; Fungi; Ascomycota; Sordariomycetes; Hypocreales; Hypocreaceae
Exons: 1
Coding region: 306-548 (80 amino acids)
Source: RefSeq, a predicted model, not a curated record